This is a messenger RNA of Theobroma cacao (cacao), 1355 nucleotides long. RefSeq names its product GDSL esterase/lipase At5g18430-like. Gene Ontology annotation, molecular function: hydrolase activity, acting on ester bonds. The record is from RefSeq and is a predicted model, not a curated record. Lineage: Eukaryota; Viridiplantae; Streptophyta; Magnoliopsida; Malvales; Malvaceae.
UUAUUUUCCUAUACCCUCAGAAGAAGAAGUCGCCUUUGGUCUCUUGUGAUAAUGCUAAUGGCUUCUUCAUCAACAUUUUUUGGUUUGUCGAUGGUUUUGGUUUUCCUAUUGGCCUUGGGGAGUAUUGCUCCCUUAGCUGAGGCUCGAGCAUUCUUUGUUUUUGGUGAUUCACUUGUCGAUAGUGGCAACAACAACUACCUUGCAACAACUGCCCGUGCAGAUGCACCCCCUUAUGGAAUUGAUUACCCAAGUCGAAGACCCACCGGGCGUUUCUCUAAUGGCCUUAACAUCCCAGACUUGAUUGGUGAGCAAAUUGGCUUAUCAGAAUCCCCAUUGCCAUACUUGAGCCCGGAGUUUAAUGGGCAAAAGAUGCUUGUUGGUGCCAACUUUGCUUCAGCUGGGGUGGGAAUCCUUAAUGACACUGGAGUCCAAUUUGUAAAUAUAAUAAGAAUGUCUGGACAGCUGAAGUACUUUCAGGAAUACAAGCGAAGACUGACUGCUCUCGUUGGAUCAAGGCAAGCUCAUCAACUUGUAAGCCAAGCACUUGUCCUCAUCACUGUUGGUGGCAAUGAUUUUGUGAAUAACUACUACUUGGUGCCCUACUCUGCAAGAUCUCGCCAAUAUAAAUUGCCAGAUUAUGUCAAGUUUCUCAUUUCCGAAUAUCGAAGACUCUUGAUGAGGCUAUACAAGCUAGGAGCACGCAGGGUUCUAGUGACAGGCACUGGGCCAAUGGGUUGUGUUCCAGCAGAACUGGCUAUGAGGGGCACCAAUGGGGGAUGCUCAGAAGAACUACAACGAGCUGCAUCUUUGUACAACCCACAACUGGCUCAGAUGUUAAAUGGACUCAACAAGAAUAUUGGCAGAGAUGUAUUCGUUAGUGCAAAUACUCAAAAAAUGCACAAUGAUUUUGUCAGUGACCCUCGAGCCUUUGGAUUUACAACAUCACAGAUAGCCUGUUGUGGGCAAGGACCUUACAAUGGACUCGGUCUGUGCACUCGACUGUCAAAUUUAUGUCCAAAUAGAGCUCUCUAUGCAUUCUGGGAUCCAUUCCAUCCAUCAGAGAAGGCUAACAGAUUGAUUGUGCAACAGAUAAUGACCGGCUCUACUGAGUACAUGAACCCCAUGAAUCUCACCACCAUAAUGGCCUUGGAUUCCAGGAUCUGACAUCUACCUUUUUUCACCCUUUUGGCUGUUCUGUCUGCAAUAAUCUGUUCCUUCACUGUCAUAAAUGUUAUAUCCAGCUUGUUUGCUUUGUCUUGAAUAUUUGUAAUGGAGUUCAAUAUUGGAUUGUAAUGUUGGGCUUCCAUUUUUAAUGAAAUGAUGAGUAAUUAGGCAAUUAAUGCCUUUAGUCUUUA